UAAAACAAAAAAGAGAAGAGAGAAACAAAUCAAUGGCUGAGGCUGCAGUGGGUUUUGUAGUCCAGAAACUUGGUGAUCUGAUUGUGCAAGAAUCCAUCAUUUUGUAUGGGGUGAGAGACGAAGUGGAGUGGUUGGAACGAGAACUGCGGCGAAUGCAGUGCUUCCUAAAGGAUGCAGAUUCAAAGAAGAACAAGACAGAUGAUGAGAGGAUCAAGAACUGGGUCACAGAGAUGAGAGAUCUUGCUUUUGAAGCUGAGGAUAUUAUUGACACUUUCAUGUACUUAAAGCUCCGUCGACAACACAAGCCUGGUUGCGUUGGUUUCAUCAAGGGGUAUAUGUUCAUACCUGUUGAACUUAUCCAUAGACACAAGAUUCAUGUGGAUGUUAGAAGAAUAGAAGCUGAGAUCCAAAAGCUAUCUGAAAGUAGAACAAGAUACGGAAUUGCUAAUAUUGAUGAAACAAAUGGCACAACUAGUCAGUCUAGAAGUCAAGACAUGAUCCCUAUAUUACCUCAAUUGAAUGAUGAAAUAGAUAUUGUUGGCUUUGAUAAUGAGAAGAAAAAGAUUGUGCAAGAGUUGGUUGACAUAAAUGAUACAAAUCAAACAGUGAUAUCUAUAGUCGGUAUGGGUGGUUUGGGAAAGACCACACUUGCUAAAUCCAUUUAUAAUGAUCAUGAAGUCAAGAGAAGUUUUGAUAUAUUUGCAUGGGUAAUCAUAUCUCAAGAAUAUACCAUCCUUGAGAUUUUGAAAAGAAUCUCAUCAGAAGUUUCAGCAACUCCAUCAGCCGAUACAAUCCGAGACCUCUCAGUUGCCAUUUCUAAAAAAUUGAAGGAAGGCAAGUACUUAAUUGUUCUUGAUGAUAUUUGGAAAGAAGAUGUAUGGAAUGAAUUACUUAAAGCUUUUCCGGAUGUUAAGAAUGGAAGUAGAGUUAUUAUCACCACUCGCUUCUUAAAUGUUGCUAAGAUUGCAAAUCGUACUGCCCAACCUCAUGAAUUGCGAUUUUUAAAUAAAAAAGAGAGCUGGGAGUUGUUUCUUCGCAAGGUCUUCCCAAGACAAGAUAUUGAAACAUGUUGCCCAAUAUAUUUGGUUGAUUAUGCUCAUCAGCUUAUUCAAAAGUGCAGCGGUCUACCACUAGCACUAGUAGUCCUUGGAGGACUUGUCUCAACUAAACCACAAACCCAAGAUGCAUGGCAGAAAGUUGUUGAGAGCAUGAAAGGGCAAUUUGCUAAAUGUGGAGAAAGGUGUUUAGAAAUACUUGCAUUGAGCUAUAAUGAUUUGCCAUAUUACUUGAAAUCAUGUUAUCUUUAUUUUGGUUGCUUCCGAGAGCACAAGAAUAUUUCUGCACAAACAUUAAUUAGAUUGUGGUCAGCUGAAGGUUUUUUACCAACAAAAACUAGUAAAACCGUAGAAGAAAUUGGACUGGAUUGGUUGGAGGAAUUGACACAAAGAUGUUUGAUCCAAGUUACCGACUGGAAAUGUGAUGGUAGUGCAAAGUAUUGCCGAAUCCAUGAUCUCUUGCGUGAUUUGUGCAUUGAGGAAGCCAAAGAGAACAAAUAUCUUCAAAUCUAUAAGAAUGACAGUGUAGAUCAUGUGACAAUGUCAAAUGCAACUGCAGCCCGACGACUAAUCACAUUUAAUGAGAUUGAGAUUCUAAACUUUUCUAACUCGAAGUUACGGGGUUUAUUCUUUGAUGGGCAUCAUAUUGAUCCUCUGACCUUCCAAGUGAUGAAUAGACAGUUUGGUGGAUUUAAAUUAUUAAGAGUGCUUUCUUUAAGGAAUUUGUCUACAUCAAAAUUUCCAAGUGAAAUCAAAUCAUUAAUUCAUUUAAGAUAUCUUGAGUUGCGUGCUUUCGGUUUGAUGGAAGUUCCAUCAUGGAUUAGUCAUCUUCGCAAUCUCCAGACUUUUAUUAUCGGUACUACUAAACAGUUAGAAAAUAUAUCAGAUUCACUUUGGAGGAUUGACAGUCUCAGGCAUGUUGAUCUAUGUAUUUCAAGCACUUAUCCACCGAAUAUGGAAAAUAUUGUAUUAAAGAAUUUGCAGACUUUAAAAGGGGUAAAUGCUGGAUCAUGGAUAGGGAAUACACUUCCAAAGCUCACAAAUCUACGAAAAUUGUGCAUUAAUGAUGUCACUAUUGACCAUGCUGAUGCACUAUCUUCAUCACUCCAGAAAUUGGGUCAACUUACCUCCUUAAAUAUAGAGGGAGCUCUAAUUCCUUCCUACAAUGUGAUAUGUUCGGCAACAGGUUUCCCUCAACUAUUAUCCUUGACAGUUGUGGGUUUUUAUGAACUUGAGGAGUGGACGAUAGAGGAGAAUGCAAUGCCAUGCCUCAAGUAUUUACUGCUAUUUCGUUGUCCAAAGUUGAAGAUGAUUCCAGAAGGACUGAAGAAUGUGCCACUUGAUCAAUUGGAAUUGACAUUAAUGUCUGCAGAAUUUAAAACUAGGAUUAAGGAGAAUACAGGAGAAGACUGGUACAAGAUACAACAUGUGCCCAACAUCUCCAUCAUAUAG
Dioscorea cayenensis subsp. rotundata (Guinea yam) is the source of this 2507-nucleotide messenger RNA. RefSeq names its product putative disease resistance protein At1g50180. The record is from RefSeq and is a predicted model, not a curated record. Gene Ontology annotation, molecular function: ADP binding. Gene Ontology annotation, biological process: defense response to other organism. Lineage: Eukaryota; Viridiplantae; Streptophyta; Magnoliopsida; Dioscoreales; Dioscoreaceae. The transcript has 3 exons. Bases 33 to 2507 code for a protein of 824 amino acids.